AGACGAACAAAAACUUGGCGCCAAUUGAUCCCGCGAAUUUCAAAUUAAAAUCAACUAUUUUUUUCUAAGAACGAAGAGGAAAACAAUUUCUUCAUGAAUCAAAUGCCGGUUGUGUUUUUAAUAUUUUGAUUAGUAGAGCGGAAUCGGAGCCAUGGAGAAUUCGAGCUUCACCGAUUCUCAGGUUCCGCAUUCUUCGUUCUUGCAUUCGCCGUCUUCAGAGCCGCCUGAUAUCGGGAACUGGUUCUCGAGCUAUGAAUACGAAUCUCCGGAACUCGAUUCAAAUGACAAUUUUGGAGAUUCAGUUUCGAGAGAGAGAGAAUUUGAGGUCGGGGAAGAUGAGCAGACUGUGGGAGAGUUAAGGGAUAAUGUCACUAAGAUUGAAGAAGAAGAAGCUGCUAAGGAGCUUCCCGGAACUUGGAUUCCUUUGAAAUGCAAUUCGAGGGAAGAUCAUCGUGAAAGCCAGCUUCUAGGCAUGAAUCAAGAUUCUUGGUGCUCCCAGUCGCUUCUGUCAGAGCCUCCUGAUAUUGGGAACUGGUUUUCUAGUUAUGUCUAUGAAUCCCCUACAUUGAAUCCAAGCCAGGAAUUUGGAUAUUGUGAGAGUAAGAAAACAGGGUUGGGCCAUGAAAUAGAAGAGACUUUGGAUAAUGGAGGUGAAGGAGUACAGCUGAACCUGUUCGAAAUAUCCAAUGGCGAUUCCACGGGCAACAGACAGGAUAAUCAGCCCCCAAGCAAGCAGAAUUUGUUUUCUGAAAGAACUUCCGAGCAAGACCCGAAAGAGAAAACUAUGGGAACCAACGACAUCAGUCCAACCAAAGAAGUUCCAAUCUCAAACCUAACUACUGAAGAUCUUCAAUGUAAGUUCCAAGAAAGAGUUUUGCAAGAGAAUGGUCUUGUGCCACUGCAUAAAAAUAGAAGUUCAAAUGAUGGUAAUAGCAAGCCUCCAACUCAUACAAAUUUGAUCCAUAAGAUCGAUCCGAUCCUGGAAAAUUCUGAAACUAAAAGUGAGGUCCAACCACAACUUAAGGGCUCAAACCAUAUGCCUUGUGUUUUUCCCAAUGUAAGGGAACCAAAUGAUCUAAGCCACAACAAAGAAAACAAAGAGAGAGGAGUUUCAAAUGUUGGUUUUAUUACUGCAAACAAGCGUGGGUUUUCUGAAGCAACAUGCAAGAAAUCAGUGGAAAUGCAAGAGAACUACAAUAAUAAAGAGGCAGGAAGAGCUUUUGCUUGUUUAAGAAGAAAGGGACUGUCAGACAAAACCAAUACUGAGCACUCUAAUAUCAUAGAGGUAAUUGGGAAGUGGAGUUGUCCUCAGAAGAGUAAGCCAAAUCUCGGACCGCCAUUGAAGCAGCUUCGACUUGAAAGAUGGGUUUGCAGAAAAUAGAACUUCCAAAACGAUUAUGGUAUGCGAAUCUUCUCCUUUUACAAAUCUUCCCAUUGUGUUAGGCCGUUAGCUUCUCCACUGUAUAUUCUUUUUGUUGUAAGGUAUAAGUAGACAAUCAACCAUUGACAAGAAAGUGAUGGAGGUUCUUGCAAAAAAGUUUUGCCAUUUCCCUUCUUUCCACAGAUGAUAUAAUAUUAAAAAAAUUUCAAUUCAAUCA
Cucumis sativus (cucumber) is the source of this 1598-nucleotide messenger RNA. RefSeq lists its product as uncharacterized. Lineage: Eukaryota; Viridiplantae; Streptophyta; Magnoliopsida; Cucurbitales; Cucurbitaceae. Bases 152 to 1381 code for a protein of 409 amino acids. The record is from RefSeq and is a predicted model, not a curated record. The transcript has 6 exons.